Molecule: messenger RNA, 336 nt
Organism: Physeter macrocephalus (sperm whale)
Lineage: Eukaryota; Metazoa; Chordata; Mammalia; Artiodactyla; Physeteridae
Product: pancreatic progenitor cell differentiation and proliferation factor-like
Exons: 1
Coding region: 1-336 (111 amino acids)
Biological process (GO): cell differentiation; multicellular organism development
Source: RefSeq, a predicted model, not a curated record
AUGGCAGCCAUGCCCUCCAGCGGCCCACUCGUGGCCACCCACGACUACUACCGGCGCGGCCUGGGCGCCACUUCCAGUAACAGCUCCUGCGGAUGUGCCGAGUGCCCUGGGGAAGCCAUCCCCCUCCAGCCCGCUCUCCCCAAAGCCCACCCAGGACACUGGUGGGCUAGCUUCUUUUUCAGGAACUCCACUCUCCCGUUCAUGGCCACAGUGUUGGAGUCCCCAGAGCACUCGGAAUCUGCCCAGGCCUCCACCAGCACGAUCACCUAUGACCUGGCUCAGGAAGCCGUGGGGAAGCAGCAGCCUGGCAAAACCAACUGCAGGCCCCUGUCCUGA